This is a messenger RNA of Annulohypoxylon maeteangense, 2307 nucleotides long. Its product is annotated as HET-domain-containing protein. The transcript has a single exon. The coding region runs from base 82 to 1986 and encodes 634 amino acids. The record is from RefSeq and is a predicted model, not a curated record. Lineage: Eukaryota; Fungi; Ascomycota; Sordariomycetes; Xylariales; Hypoxylaceae.
AUUCACUCGACUGCGGACAAACAAUGCGAUUCUUCUUAGCAGGCAUUCCCUCGAGAACAAAGCAAUCAAUCCCCUAUUGAAAUGCGUUGUUUCAACGGCUGCAUAUUGUUAGGGAAGCAUUGGAUACAACGGGUUAAAAGGGACCAACACUCGAACUACAAGCGCUCCGAAUCCUCGAAAGUCGAAGUCGACGAGAAAUUGGGACAGUUUUCCUAUUCAACCGUGCCACUUCGCAUCUACCACGAUAACUUCGGACUGGACAUUCAAGGUGAUGGCAUCCCCACGAAAUCCUCCAAAACCAUUCGAGUUCUUAGAAUAUUUCCGACGAGAGGGUUGAAUGGCUUACUAGAAUGCCAUAUUCGCAGUGUCGAAUUAAACGAGACUCAAACUGUGAAUUACGAUGCUCUAUCAUACACGUGGGGACCUACGACUCAGCAUGAGGUCAAGAUUGGCAUGAAUGCUGAAAGGCAUCAUGCCAUAAUCUGUAACGGCAAAGAGUUGUCAAUAACAAGAAACUUACUAAAUUGUCUGAUGCAACUCAGGGAAAGUGGGCAUUAUCGAGAUCUUUGGGUCGACGCAAUAUGUAUCAAUCAAGACGAUAAGGACGAGCGUGGCGAACAAGUCAGUAUAAUGGCGGAUGUGUACCGCUUGGCCGAACGUGUGAUUGUAUGGUUAGGUGCAGCCGAUGACUCUACACCAUUAGCAGAUGAACUAAUAGGGCGUUUGGACGAUUUAUCGAAUGAAGACUUGCGCUCUAUCAACCCCCAAGCAUGCGAAAACAAUCACAACACCGAUCUAUUAGGUCAUACAAACUCUCAUGAACAUUGGAUGGCACUCGUUUCGCUUUUCGAGAGGACGUGGUUCACUCGGGCUUGGGUGGUUCAAGAACUUGUUCUAGCUCAAGAAACCACUGUUUUGUGCGGCAAUUACGAGUUCGACUGGAAGACGAUGGUUUCUAUCUCAAAAUUCAUGGCUGAGCGAACGUCUGCCAACACGUAUAAAUCACAAAGUUCAUUCAAGAAGCCCGCGAAAUUGGCUGAAAUCAAAAGAGACAUCCUCAAUGGAACCGGAGACGUCUUACUUCGCAGUCUAAUUAGGUGUCGCACCUACGAAGCAUCAGACGACCAUGACAAGGUGUAUUCGCUCAUUGGCCUCGCAGGACCUAGGAACGAAAACAACCCCAUGCUAUACCCCGAAUAUGACUGCAGUGUUUCGGAGGUCUAUACAAAGGUUACCGAGUAUCUUCUCGCAGUCUCGAACGACUUGCACGUCCUCGCGCAUGCCGAAGGUGACGAGUUUCGACACGUCAGUGGUUUGCCGUCCUGGGUGCCUGAUUGGAGUGUGAAAAAGGACCUCGGCCUCAGAAUCACCGGGUAUACUAGGUAUGAAGCUGCUGGCAAGCUAUCGUGCUUCAGAGAGAUUCGUGAUAACUACGUCCUUGUGUUACGGGGUUUUGAAUUCGACACGAUCAGUCGAGUCGGGGAGUCGAAAGAAAAUGUCAACGAAACAAAGGACUGCAGUGAUUGGUUGGACCUUCUAGGAGAGCUUGAGCGAGACUACCCAGAUAAGGGCCACAAAGAUGCGUUCUGGAGAACUCAACUCUUAGAUACUGGCCCCCGUGGCAAGGUGCCGAUUGAAAAGCCUUGGGAUAAAUCUUUCGAAGUUUGGAUGGGACUUUGCUCACACGAACCAUCAAAGGAGGAGAUGGAUAUGGCCCACGAGUUUGAGACCUCGUUUACCCAUUCUCUAAAUCUCCGUCUCUUCAGGACAAGUGGCGGGCACUUGGGGUGUGGCACACUUUCCUGCAAGAAAGGGGACUUGGUUUGGAUUGUUCAGGGGUCAAGAGUACCCUUAAUCCUCAGACCUACGCUUUCUAAGCAAGAGGGGCAGACGACCUAUAAUCUUGUUGGUGGGACGUAUCUCCAUGGGUUCAUGCAAGGCGAGGCGCUGGAAGGCAGGAAAUCUACGGAGAUCCUUUUGGUUUAGAUAUUGUUGUUCUUUUAUGAUUUUAAGAUGUUAUGACUUGACGGACAUAUGGGUAUGACGGAUAUAUGGAUACCUGGUAUAGGAGUCAGGAAAAUCGGAUUUGGGGAAUCGUCGCUUCGAUACCAACGGUGGGAAUUGGGACCUGGGGUAUGCUAUACCAAUAACAGUGUGUUUUGGUUUAUGCCAUUUAUACAGAGAUCUCUGAGAGAUCUAAUGUUUAACUAUUUGAAAAUUAUUUUAUUUCCUUGGAUGGACGGAGGAAUUAAGGGGUAUGCAUCAUAACUACCUCCUGUACUAUGACAAUAAAGCCCACGUAUUCGC